AGGAGAGCAGUACAGCUUUAAGAAUUGCAGCUGCAGUUGUUGAAAAGGACUGGUCGUGUCGCUGUCUACCAAUGAGAAGCUCAAGUAUAGAGAUGGAUCCAUUGUCCCUCCCACAUCCCAGAAUAAAAACGUCAGACGCGACGAGAGAAGCGAACAGUGUCUGCGUUUAGAUUGACGAAAGAGGCAGAGGAUAGUUUUCCCGUCUGUUUCGAUUCGGUAUUGGGAAUAUCUGUGAAUACUUAUUUCGUGAUUUGACCAUUUGCACUGAUUACUCGAGGAGAGGCCCUGUGUUGGACUUUGACAGAGCGCGGUAUAAUGGCGUACGUACCGAGGUUUGCCCUCAUAGCAUUUGCUUGCAUAUUUGCGAUAUGUGCACCAGGUCCUAUCUCCGGGCAAAUUCGUUAUUCCAUUCCCGAGGAAAUGGAGCAAGGGGCAUUUGUUGGGAAUAUCGCUGUGGAUUUGGGCCUCAACGUACGGCAAUUGUCAGCUCGCAAAUUCCGACUGAGCUCUGAUGACGGAGGGCGGUACAUGAAGGUCAGUUUGGACAAUGGAAUAAUGUCUAUUCGUGAAAAAAUCGACCGGGAUCGUAUUUGUGGACAGAAUGAUAAAUGUACUGUACAUUUCGAAACAAUAUUGGAAAACCCCUUGGAGGUGUAUCACGGGGAAUUGGAGAUUCUUGAUGUAAAUGACAAUUCCCCCACUUUCCCGCAGAGCAGCAUUGUCUUGCAGAUAUCGGAAGCCAGUGCGCCCGGUGUACGUUUCCGACUCGAGGGGGCGGAUGAUCCCGACAUUGGUACAAAUACCGUGGCCGCUUACACAAUCAGCUCCAGUGAGCACUUUAUUCUAAAAACACAGAGAGCCGAAGACGGUAUUAUGAUUGCCGAGUUGCUGUUAGGGAAAUCUUUGGACCGAGAGCAGCAAUCAUCAUUUCAACUCUUGUUUACGGCGACUGAUGGUGGCACCCCUCAGAGAUCAGCCACAGCUCAGAUUAUCAUUACUGUAUUGGAAAUCAACGAUAAUCCACCUGUGUUCGAUCAUGAUAUUUACAGAGGCAUCGUAAGUGAGAACGCGCCGCGGGGUACGUUGGUGCUGAAAGUCAAAGCAAAUGAUUUGGACGAAGGACUGAAUUCGGAGCUGACGUAUUGUUUUAGUGAUAUUUCUUUGAUAAGAGCGCGAAAAUUAUUCAGUUUAGACCCAGUUACUGGGGAGCUUCGAGUCAAAGGGCUUCUAGAUUUUGAACAAGUAAACAGCUAUUCUCUGGAUAUUCGAGCCCAGGACCACGGUUCCCCUGCAAUGACAGGACACUCCAAAGUACUGAUCAAAGUCACUGAUGUGAACGACAACGCACCUGAGAUAAAGGUACCAUCACCUUGCAACAAAAUCCCGGAAAAUGCGCCACCAGGAAGUUUCAUAUGUCUGAUUAAUGUGAUGGAUCGUGAUUCUGGAGCGAACGGUCAAGUACGUUGCGAGUUAAGACAAAAGAACGUCCCAUUUCGACUGCAAAAGGUAUCGAACAACUAUAAAUUAACCACGAGUGAAACGUUGGACCGUGAAGCCAUCCCUGAGUAUAACAUUCUUAUUUCAGCCUGGGACUUGGGGUCGCCGUCACUCUCAUCAAAUACAACCAUCCAGAUUGCAAUUUCGGACGUUAACGAUAACGAACCACAAUUCACAGAGUCAUCCUACAACAUAUAUAUAAUGGAGAACAACGCUCCGGGUGCGUCCAUUUCCACAGUAACUGCAACAGAUCCUGAUCUGGAUCAAAAUUCCUAUAUUUCCUUCUCCUUUCUCGAUAACCAUAUACACAAUGUGCCAGUAUCCACUUACCUCACUAUCAAUUCAAUUAACGGUACUAUUUACGCACUGCGUUCCUUUGAUUAUGAGGAACUAAAAAACUUCCAGAUCCAUGUUCAAGCCCGUGACGCCGGGGUGCCUCCGUUGAGUAGCAGCGCCAUGGUGAACGUGGUCAUCCUGGAUCAAAAUGACAACGCGCCGGUAAUAAUUUCACCUUCAGAACUAAGUGGGUCAGCAGCAGUGGAUACCGUACCCCGGUCAGCAGGUCAAGGGUACUUGGUCAGCAAGAUAAUGGCAACUGAUGCAGAUUCUGGUCAGAACGCGCAGCUCUUUUAUCAAAUAGUGAAAACUACCGUCCCCGGUUUGUACAACGUUGGACAACAUUCCGGAGAUGUUAGAACAGCGCGCAAUGUUUUCCAGUCAGACACUGCUGUACAAACUCUAAUCAUCUUGGUUAGGGACAAAGGGCAGCCAAGCCUGUCCAGCACAAUUACAAUGAACAUUAGAGUUUUGGAGAACAGCACUGAAGGAAUCAGCGAAAGCAGCACCUUGGUGAAGAAUCCAGAAUAUUUCUCUGAUCCAAACGUUUAUUUAAUCGUCAUUUUCAGUUGCACUUCCGUGGUCUUUCUUCUGAUCAUCAUUCUGUUGAUUGGUAUCAAGUACAAACAGGGCAGAAAUAUUACCCAAGAGUAUAACUCUCCCAGUUAUUGUUACAACGGCGGGGUUUCGCAUGGCACGUUUAAUGGAAUAUCUGCGAUGGAGGAAACAUUACGUUAUCCUGGGGCAGGCCGAGUAGUGCGAGGACCAGAACUGAAUCAAUGCUCGGUCUGCCUGUCUCCAGAGUCAGCGAAAAGCGAUUUUCUGUUCCUGAAGCUAUGUGGUGCUCCCACCUCUCAAGACCAAUGCUAAAUUACGUCGAUACGUAGAUUAAGGAAUGGUAAUUUUGUGUGCGACCAUUUUAUUUCUGCUGAAGGAUGUGAAUCAGUGCGAGUGAAAUAUUUAAGAAAACGUUCUCUUGGUGCAUCUUUUCUCUUUUUCGUUUAAAUUGGUGUAAAGUUGUAAUUGUCCAAAAUAAAAUUUCCUGCAACUGGAAUGAAAACAUCAUGAAAUUGCAUCUUUAAAUUCCGAAGGCAGUAUUUCAGCUUGUCACUGCAAAAUGUUGCACAGCCGCGUUGCCAUUUAGCCAAUUACGCAAAUGACCAGGGUACCUGGAGCUACUUACGUGGCUGAAGUACUAAUAUGUGGAAUUUAGGUUGAAGUUUUCUCUGGUGCAUUCUACCGACAUGUUCUUGAAUAAUUGCUUAUAGUUUGUGGUACAGACAAUACCUAUAACAAUAAUCAGCUGGCGAAGGAAAUAAUUAUGCUCAUAUAUUAGAAUCACAAGAGAUUGCAGAUGCUGGAAUUUUGAGCUCAACAUGCUGGAGGAAAUCAGAAAGUCAGGCAGCAUCUGUGGAGAUAAACUGGCAUAAGACGUUUGGUAUCGAACCCUUGGUGACGAGAGGAGAGGAAGGUUGCUGGUUGAAAAUGGUCGAUAGUAAGGCUUGGAGCAACCGAUAGCAAGUGGAUCCAGGUGAUGAUAGUAAUUUUGCCAGUUGAUUCAUGUGGGGGUCAGCAUAGGUUGAGGUGAACUGGUUGAACCUCUAUUCUUAGAUGAAACUGAAUGCCUUGAUAUCCUGAUGUGGAAUGAAAAUGCAAGGCGACAUCGUUCAUGGUAAAAAUGAGGAUUGGCAAAACAUUUGCAAGUUGUUAUUUGGUGGGGAGCAUGUGAGUUGAGACGAGAAACACUGAACAUGCGGUGCUGCACAUGUGGGUCAAAGUAACAUUCUAUGUUGCGAAACGGGUAAUUUGGCAAACUGACUAAGAGUUAAAAGACUAUAGUUUGGAAGUAACAGAAGUCGAGGAAGGUAUUAAUGGAAUAAAUGUUUUAUCUCUGAGAGGGAGAGGAAAACGAGCGAAUGUAGUCGUAACCAUGAGGCUCAGAUUGUGCUUUUUGAUAUGUGUAACGUACUGCUAACACCAUCAUCAUCAUCAUAAUCGUUUAUUGUCAUAUUGCAAAGCAACGUUGUACAGUACAAAAUGAGAAGACGUUUCCCAGGGAAUACCGGAGCAUCGCACAUAAAACUUAAACAUUUCACGCAUAAAAUAAAAACAAUAAAAAAAGAAUCCAGUUCCUGAUAAAACAGUACGAAACGUUUAAAAAAAGUGUAGGUGUUUGUCAUCUUCCACUCACUAGCUUUCACGUUCAAUACAAUUCGAACAUUUCGCUACUGAGCACAUAUAUACUACCCUGCCUGAUUCGUAGUUCAAAUGUAUCACUCCUUCAUCGAUCCCUAUUCUGGUCUUCUGACCAUACCGACCACUGACCGUUCUUUACAGUUUUCCAUGAAACCACAAAACGUUUCACGUUCGUUAUUUUACAGAUUCCCUUCCACCAUACAGGACGUGAAAUUAUCCCCGGUGAAGCAGUGAUUUGCUUUCUCUUCUCC
Messenger RNA from Leucoraja erinaceus (little skate), 4280 nucleotides. RefSeq names its product protocadherin alpha-C2-like. Lineage: Eukaryota; Metazoa; Chordata; Chondrichthyes; Rajiformes; Rajidae. The record is from RefSeq and is a predicted model, not a curated record. Gene Ontology annotation, cellular component: plasma membrane. Gene Ontology annotation, biological process: homophilic cell-cell adhesion. Gene Ontology annotation, molecular function: calcium ion binding.